AUGUCCGAACGGAUUUCCCGUCCGUCCAGUCCCUACUUGGAGCCCCCGAGGAAGAGCGUCGAGUUGGAAGACCCGGGGGCUCAGGAUUCCGCUACGAACAGUGACGACGAACAUUUUUCAGACGCCAGCGAGGGCCACCAACGCCCUGAAUCCCACCCGCCGUCCGGCCGAGCUUCCCCUAUCCCCUUAACCCGUGUGGAGAAGGUCGACGAGGAACCCUCGCAUGGGGAGGUGCCUGGGACUGCUGCGUACGAAAUAAGGGACCAGGAUGCCGUUCCCGACCAGAUUGAAGUUAUCCCGGAGGGUUCACGCAGCCGAAGCGCUUCAGCGAGCGGCGAACGGCCUGUGACUCCGACAUCAAUUCCGCGGACAGUGGUUGAGAAAGUCGACUUAGACCAACCCAGUCAUGGCGAUAUUCCCGGCACCCCAGCGUAUGAGAAAAGAAAGGCAGAUGCGGUACCCGAUGUGGUGAAGAAGGCGUCGGAUUCAGAUACAGACGAACCGUCCCCUAUACCGGGGUCCUUCGAGGCCAGUGCGGCCGAGACACCUGUUCCCGAAACGCUGCUCUCCCGCGUGGAAUCCAACGAGGACGAUGUCACAGAAGAAGGUCCUGUUGCUCAUCAGCCAAAGCCGAUUGAUCCGGAGCCAGACCACACCGAGACCGUCCCCGAUGCACCAGAUUCGCCUGCAAGCCAUCGAAGUCACGCCCGCCGAGGAUCGUCAGUAAACGACGCCGCAGCCGUUGACCCGGCCGGUGCAGACGAGUUUGACGAUUUCGCCGAGGAGCAGGAAGACGACGACUUUGGAGACUUUGACGACUUCGACGAUGGCUUCCAAGAGCCUAUGGAGGCUGUCGAGGAUGAACCAGCAGAAAUACAGCCCCCGCAGCCUCCCACACCUCCUUCAGUUCCACCCCUCCUCGACCUUGACGCCAUUCCCUCCCUUGCAGACCUUCACACCACCCUCUCCGACCCCCUCGACCGCCUCUUCCCCAGCACCAAAGACACCGUCAGCCUGCAGCCCCUUGACCCGAUCCCCAACCCCACCGCCAUCUUCAGCACCGAGCGCUCCCUCUCCCUUUGGUCUCAGCUCGUAGCCCCUCCCCCACUCCAGCCCCAAAACUGGGUGAAAUCCCGCAUCCGGCGACUCUUCCUCGUCUCACUUGGCGUGCCCGUCGACCUCGACGAGAUUCUCCCAGCCUCUAAGCAAAAGAAACUCAUCCUCCCCUCUGUCAACCUCGACGACACACGUCGCUCCUCCACCCCACCAAUCGCACACUCUCGCUCCCAAAGCCUAGCAGCCAAGCGCGACAGCACACAAAGCGGCCCCGGCAGCCCAGGCCCCAACCAACAAUCUCGAACCCGAACUUCUCGCCGAAGAGAACCCUCCCCACCACCCGAAUUGGAUCUCCCGGCCGUACACCGCCUGUGCGCAACCACCGACGCAGCUCUAGACGGCCUAACGGACAAAGAACUCCGCGGACAUGUCCAGGAACUCGAGUCGGCAACUUUACGCGCAAGCUCCGUACUAGAGUACUGGUUGAAACGAUUGGACGGGCUCAUCAGUGAAAAGGAGGCGUUUGAAGGCGUCAUAGAAAAUUUGGUAAGCCAUGCUAGACGAGUCCGGAAUAGUAUAGAUCGUGUAUUCAUGUGUGGUUCGAUAGCAGGUAGCAGUCAAGCCAGUGUUAGAUACGGUACUACUGGUAAGCUAUAUAUAUGUACUACUCGGUCGUACCGGAAGGAGGUCAUUGAUAACCAGCAUCAUUUCGAAUUGCUUUUGAAGUAG
Aspergillus niger is the source of this 1785-nucleotide messenger RNA. RefSeq lists its product as uncharacterized. The record is from RefSeq and is a predicted model, not a curated record. The transcript is spliced from 7 exons. Lineage: Eukaryota; Fungi; Ascomycota; Eurotiomycetes; Eurotiales; Aspergillaceae. The coding region runs from base 1 to 1785 and encodes 594 amino acids.